This is a messenger RNA of Prorocentrum cordatum, 321 nucleotides long. The record is from the annotation of a GenBank genome assembly. Lineage: Eukaryota; Dinophyceae; Prorocentrales; Prorocentraceae.
AUGCCGGCGGCGCACCUGCCGGAUCCGGUGGAGCACCGCCACGGCGACAGAGGCGGGCGCGGAAGCCCCCUGGUCCAGGCGCGCCCUUCCCCGCCGUGCGCCCUCCCGCGGCACCUCGCGCCCCCGCGCAGCGGCGGCGGCGGCGCCGCCGAGAAGAGGUGCUGCGGGAGCCUCUCGCCGAGCGGCGGCGUGCCCGCGGCCCCGCACGCAGCCUGCCUCCGAUCCGGGACGCGCAGCCGGCGGCCCCCCGAGCAGGCUGGAGGCAGCGAGCGGCGCUCUCCGGGCACUGCUCCGAGCCCCGCCUGCGCGGCGCUUCGCUGA